Messenger RNA from Paecilomyces variotii, 1208 nucleotides. RefSeq names its product arylamine N-acetyltransferase 2. The record is from RefSeq and is a predicted model, not a curated record. Bases 122 to 1132 code for a protein of 336 amino acids. The transcript has 2 exons. Gene Ontology annotation, molecular function: acetyltransferase activity. NCBI's taxonomy places the organism in Eukaryota, Fungi, Ascomycota, Eurotiomycetes, Eurotiales, Thermoascaceae.
ACUCGUAGAGUGGCCUAUCUACUUCGAUAAACUACCUUGAGACUGUUAUAGAAGACCACUAAGGUAUUAUUGUGGCCUAUCCCCCGUCCGCUUUCUUCCAUCCAUAUCGUCAGCGGUGGAAAUGGAUGCAUCCCGAGAUACUGCGGUCGAGGCAUCGGCCUAUUCGACAGAUCAAAUCAUUGCCUGGCUCAAACAUAUCCGCCUCCCGAAUUCAUAUACAGCGUAUAUUGACGACCCGGGGAGCUUCCCGAAGACUUAUGAAUCGCUCCAGACAGUGAUGAGAUGUCAGAUUUCUCGAUUUCCAUAUGAGAAUCUCUCCGUGCAUUAUUCACCGACCCAUAUCGUUGAUAUUCGCCCCGAGGUCCUCUAUGAGAAACUGAUGGGUCACAAUGGGGCCAAAGGACGAGGCGGCUACUGUAUGGAACUCAGCAUUUUUUUCCAUCACAUGCUCCGUGGCCUGGGAUUCCACGUAUACAUGACCGCCGUCCGAAUCCGCCCCCGGACUGACGGGGUGCCUGGGGGAGAAUAUGGAGGAUUUACCCAUAUCAACAACAUUGUGCAUCUGCCUUCCGGAAAGAGAUUCUCCGUUGAUGUUGGGUUUGGUGGAGAUGGCCCUAUCAGCCCACUUCCCUUGGACGAACCAGGGCGAGCCAUUCCAAAUAUCGGCCGGCAGGAAGUUCGACUCAUCCAAGACUACAUCCCCAGACAGAGAUUCCCGGAACCGAAGCUCUGGAUUUACCAGUACCGUAACGGGCCUGAGCAGGAAUGGAACUCGUUCUAUAGCUUUGCCGAAAUGGAAUUUUUUCAGGAUGAUUUUGAGGUGAUGAAUUGGUUUACCAGUGCAAAGAGCUUACACCGCUGGACCGUGCUAGUGGUGCGAUUUCUACGGAUGGCCGAAGACGUACUUUUUUCAGCUCGUUCUGACUUACCGCUAGACCAGGACAUCACUAUUACUGGUAAAGUCAUGUUGGUGGACAAUGCCAUCAAAGUCAACCUGGGCGGCAAGACGCGCGUCGUGCACACGCUGAGCUCAGAAAAGGAUCGACGCCAGGCACUCAAAGAUUACUUUGGCAUUUCUUUAACAGAUGAAGAAGCGCGGGGUAUCAUAGGGUGGGAUCAGGCACUCAGUUGAUCCGAUAGUUAUCUACCAUGAACAAUUUCUUAUGUAAGAAUUCAGGGGCAAAGUGUUGUUAGAGUGAAUACUAGAC